This is a messenger RNA of Corythoichthys intestinalis (scribbled pipefish), 1301 nucleotides long. RefSeq names its product parapinopsin-like. Gene Ontology annotation, cellular component: photoreceptor outer segment; plasma membrane. Gene Ontology annotation, molecular function: G protein-coupled photoreceptor activity. The record is from RefSeq and is a predicted model, not a curated record. Gene Ontology annotation, biological process: visual perception; cellular response to light stimulus; phototransduction. NCBI's taxonomy places the organism in Eukaryota, Metazoa, Chordata, Actinopteri, Syngnathiformes, Syngnathidae. The coding region runs from base 1 to 1023 and encodes 340 amino acids. The transcript is spliced from 4 exons.
AUGCACCACUCGUUUUUUACCCCAAAUUCCUCCAUGUACUUGGGGCCGCACGGGGAGCCCCUGCUGUCACGCACUGGCUUCAUCCUGCUCUCCGUGGUGAUGGCCCUUUUCACCGGGCCGGCUAUCUUGCUCAACGCUACAGUGAUCAUUGUGUCCCUCAUGCACAAGCAGCUGAGGCAACCGCUCAACUACGCUCUGGUGAACAUGGCUGUGGCAGACCUGGGCACAGCCAUGACCGGGGGACUUCUGUCUGUAGUCAACAACGCCCAGGGGUACUUCUCCCUGGGAAGAACAGGCUGCGUGAUGGAGGGCUUUGCCGUGUCCUUGUUUGGUAUUACAUCAUUGUGCACGGUUGCCCUGAUCGCCGUGGAAAGGAUGUUUGUCAUAUGUAAACCUUUAGGGCAGAUAGCCUUCCAAAAGAAGCAUGCAAUAGGAGGUAUCGCCUUGUCCUGGCUGUGGUCUUUAACAUGGAAUGUGCCCCCCCUUCUGGGCUGGGGCAGGUACGAGCUGGAAGGCGUCGGGACGUCCUGUGCGCCGGACUGGCACAACCGUGACCCUCACAAUGUGUCCUACAUCCUUUGCUAUUUUGCCUUGUGCUUUGCUCUUCCUUUUGCAGUCAUCCUGGUGUCCUAUACGAAAUUACUGUGGAUGUUACACCAGGUAUCGAAGAUGGCCUGCGUGGAAGGUGGCGCAGUAGCUAAAGCGGAGAUGAGGGUGGCGGCCAUGGUCAUCAUCAUGGUCCUGACCUUCCUGAUAAACUGGUUGCCUUAUGCCUGCCUGUCCAUGUUGGUGGUCUACAACCCGCACGUGGAGAUUAACCCACUGGUGGCAACAAUGCCGGUUUACUUGGCGAAGAGCAGCACCGUCUACAAUCCCAUCAUUUACAUCUACUGCAACAAACAGUUCCGUAAGUAUGCAGUGCCUUUUCUACUGUGUGGCAAGAAGCUGUGGCUGGAAGACGACGACGCAUCAGAAGCAGCCACCGUGGUGGAAAUGACAGCCAACAAAGUGUUACCAGCCUGAAUCCUCCGAAUGUCUAAAACAAUCAAACAAGAAGCACUUGCCUGACGUCAAUAAAUCUGUUUGUGUGAAACGUGCAACAUGUACAGUAUAUAAACCUCUCUAAAACACCCCCGAAAAAGACUUCAGCAUGAGUUUAUUCAAUGAUGCUCAAUAGAAAAUAAAUAACAGAAUGGAUUUAGAUAAAGACAACGCCAAUAUCAAACAAAAAAUACAAAAAAGUAUUUUUACAAAACCCAAUUUUAUAUAUUAAAGCAUUUGCUACUAAGAGAUGAUGUCAA